Molecule: messenger RNA, 324 nt
Organism: Saprolegnia parasitica CBS 223.65
Lineage: Eukaryota; Oomycota; Saprolegniomycetes; Saprolegniales; Saprolegniaceae
Exons: 2
Coding region: 1-324 (107 amino acids)
Source: RefSeq, a predicted model, not a curated record
AUGCAAAACCUCCGCGCGCGCAUCAAGCGCAAGGCGCAGCUCAAGAUGCAAUCCAAGCGCAAAGCCAUCGAGAUGGAGAAUGUGACGGCCACGCCUGCGCCCAAGCGACUUCGCCGAUGCACGAAGGCGGGAACGUCUGUCGCUAGCAUGCUUGCGUUCAAUGACCAGUUGCUGCAGUCGUGGGAGACGCAGCUGUCGGCAGAAGCGUCGCCACAGGUGCGCGUCCACGACAAGCUCAUUGCGUCGCUCGAGCUCAAGUACAAACUCCACGAGACGCUUGACUUUCUCUCGCAGCUCGCGCGGUUACAAGGGGAAGCGGCGUAA